GAAAACUAUAGCUAAGCCAUCAUCAAUGGCUGCAUCAGCUCCAGUUGAAAGUCAUUCAACAGUCACUGUUACAAAGACUGUUUCUGUAUACCCAAAAGCUUUGCACCCUCCAAACCUUCUCAGACUCUCCAAUUUGGAUAGACAGUGUCCACUUCUCAUGUAUCUGGUUUUCUUUUACAAGCCCUCUCAUGGUUUCCGAGAUUUAUCAAUCGAUGCGAUUUCCAGUAGACUAAGAAAUGGCUUAGAAGAGACCCUGUCAGUCUGGUACCCAGCUGCGGGGAGGCUGAGCUUGAACCCUAGUGAUGGAAAGCUCGACUUGUGGUGCAAUAAUGGUGGUGUAAUUCUGGUUGAGGGAGCGACCCAUGUGAAGAUGUCUGAGCUUGGAGAUCUCUCACUGCACCAUGAGUUCUCUGAGAAUUUGGUUUUUAAGCCUGUUUUUAAUGGGAAUAUUACUGAGAUGCCUCUGGUGGUUGCUCAGGUGACGAAAUUUGGUUGUGGAGGCUACUCAAUUGGCAUAGGCACAAGUCAUUCAUUAUUUGAUGCACCAGCAGCCUAUGAUUUCCUAUCUGCAUGGGCUUCUCAAUCUAAUAUGAGAGGAAAUGAGGGUUCUGAGCCUCAUGUUAAACCAGUACAUGAAAGAGGGAGAUUAUUGAUGGGUGAUUAUCAAUCCCAAAAGGAGAUUAAUAUAAACCCGGGUCGGCCGGCAAAAAGGGUGGCUGCAAUAGAUCAUCUAUAUCAGUUGAUUAAGAAAGUAACUCCUCAGAAUCAUGAAAAUUAUGUUCUUAGAACCUUUCACCUAAGUGGUGCAGUGAUAGAAAACUUGAAGAGGAAGGUUUUUGUAGAGAAGAGGGGAAGUUUUUCAUUUUCAUCCUUUGAGGUAGUUUCAGCUCACCUGUGGAAGACAAGAACGAAGGCCUUAAGAAUAGACCAUGAACAAAUGGUGUGCUUGCAAUUUGCAGUGGACAUAAGGAACAAGAUGGUGCCACCGUUGCCAAAACAUUUCAGCGGCAAUGCUUAUGUACUUGCAUCUGUUGCUUUAACAGCAGGAGAGUUGGAAGAACAAAGCCACCACGCCAUAGUCGAGAAGAUCAAGGAAGCGAAGAAUUCUGUGACAGAUGACUAUGUCAUUGCAUAUAACAAGGCACUCCAAGGGCCACCCGCCACUCUCCCUCCAUUGAAGGAGCUUACUAUGGUUUCGGAUUGGACAAGGGUGCCAUUCCACAAGGUUGAUUUUCUUGGUGAAGAAGCAGCAUAUGCAUCUCCACUGGCUUCUCCAAUCCCUCAGGUUGCGUAUCUUAUGCAGAACCCUGUUGAAAAUAGGGGAGUAGAUGUGAGAAUUGGUUUGCACCCAGACAUCAUAGAUGUUUUCUCACACUACUUCAUUUGUUUUUAAAAACUCAAGAGUUAAAACUUUUCACUCUUUCACUGCUUCCUUUGAUUAAUUGUUAGCUGGUAGUGGCAGUUUAAAAGGUUAAUGGAAG
Molecule: messenger RNA, 1481 nt
Organism: Ilex paraguariensis (yerba mate)
Lineage: Eukaryota; Viridiplantae; Streptophyta; Magnoliopsida; Aquifoliales; Aquifoliaceae
Source: the annotation of a GenBank genome assembly